UGCUCAAAAUAUAGGGUUACGAUUUCUUUUCACUUACUCUUAAUGGAAAAAUUAGGGUUUAGUAUUGAUUCUCUGAGGAAGAAUGCGUUUUCCGUUGUGUUCCUUAUUGCUAGAAAUGGAGGAAUCGUUGUUUUUGUGUAGAUCGUGAAGGCCUUAUUUGUGAAUUAUUGCGUUAAGUUUGAUUGCUAGGGUUUAUGAACUAGGAUGUACUGUGGUAUAUGUGAUUUGGUAAUGUUAGGAAUGGUUUUAAUGGCCUUUGAUGGUUGAGCUACUUUGAAUUCUGCCGUUUCUGAAUGCCUGCAAAAUAUUAGAGGAUCGGGCUGAGAAUGUCAGGGAGAGAAAAAUUGCUGUAAACGAAGGAAUCAUUCUUGUUCACUCUUUUCUCAGGAGCUGUAAGUCUGGCAAGUGAAAGAGAAGGAGCGUUCAAAAUUCAGCGACCAAGUUCAGGGGGUGAUUUGCUGCAAGGCAGCAGUGGCGAUUACGGUUCCUUCCCUGUUGCCCGGAGAGUGAAUUCCUCACAUGCAGUCAUGAUGGAUGACAGCAUGGAGGAGGGAAAUCUGGCGGCCUACCAGGAUAGGCCGAGGACUUUUCCAACCAUGCGGAGUAAAACAUAUACACCAUUGAUUUUCCGGAUUUUUAUGGGAAUAAAUGUUCGAGUUUUAUUUGUACUCUUGCUCUUUUGCUUCGGAGCUGUGUUUUAUGUUGGAGCAAGUACCUCGCCAAUUAUUUUGUUUGUCUUUGCGAUCUGCAUCAUCAGCUUCUUGUUUUCCAUUUAUCUCGCCAAAUGGGUUCUUAUGAAGGAUGAAGGACCCCCAGAAAUGGUUCAGAUCUCUGAUGCAAUUCGAGAUGGGGCAGAAGGAUUUUUGAGGACUCAAUAUGGUACCAUUUCCAAGAUGGCAUGCAUACUUGCUGUGGCGAUCCUUUGUAUAUAUUUUUUCCGCAGUACCACACCCCAGCAAGAAACAUCUGGACUUGGAAGGUCCACAUCUGCAUAUGUUACAGUGGCAGCAUUUCUACUUGGAGCCCUAUGUUCAGGUGUUGCAGGAUAUGUGGGAAUGUGGGUUUCUGUGAGGGCAAAUGUUCGGGUUUCCAGUGCUGCUAGACGAUCUGCGAGAGAAGCAUUGCAGAUUGCUGUGCGUGCUGGUGGUCUCUCAUCCAUUGUUGUUGUGGGAAUGGCUGUAAUAGGAGUGGCAAUACUUUAUGCAACAUUCUAUGUCUGUCUAGGGGUAGAUUCUCCAGGUUCAAUGAAAGUGACGGAGUUGCCUCUUCUGUUGGUUGGCUAUGGUUUUGGUGCAUCAUUUGUUGCUCUCUUUGCACAGCUUGGUGGGGGUAUUUACACGAAGGCAGCAGAUGUGGGUGCUGAUCUUGUUGGAAAAGUUGAGCAGGGAAUUCCAGAAGAUGAUCCACGCAAUCCAGCUGUCAUCGCAGAUCUGGUUGGAGACAAUGUAGGUGACUGUGCAGCCCGCGGAGCUGAUCUUUUUGAAAGUAUUGCUGCAGAAGUAAUUAGUGCCAUGAUACUUGGGGGGACAAUGGCUAAGCGGUGUAAGAUUGAAGAUCCAUCUGGAUUUAUUCUCUUUCCGCUCGUGGUUCAUUCGUUUGACCUUGUUGUCUCAUCAGUGGGCAUACUUUCUAUUAGAAGUACACGUGAUGCAAGUGUUAAGACACCAAUGGAGGAUCCAAUGGCAAUACUCCAAAAAGGAUACUCUCUUACAAUAGUUUUGGCUGUUAUAACAUUUGCUGCGUCGACUCGUUGGUUGCUGUAUACCGAACAAGCACCUUCAGCAUGGUUAAACUUUGCCUUGUGCGGUCUUGUGGGAAUCAUCACUGCUUAUGUUUUUGUAUGGAUCACCAAAUAUUAUACUGAUUACAAGCAUGAACCAGUACGAAUGCUGGCUCUUUCAAGUUCAACUGGGCAUGGAACUAAUAUAAUUGCUGGAGUGAGUUUGGGUCUAGAAUCAACAGCCCUUCCAGUCCUUGUUAUUAGUGUGUCCAUAAUAUCAGCUUUUUGGCUGGGCCAUACUUCUGGCCUGGUGGAUGAAAGUGGAGCUCCGACUGGUGGCCUGUUUGGAACAGCUGUUGCCACUAUGGGAAUGUUGAGCACUGCUGCUUAUGUUUUGACAAUGGAUAUGUUUGGUCCAAUUGCUGACAAUGCUGGUGGAAUUGUUGAAAUGAGUCAGCAGCCUGAAAGUGUUCGGGAAAUUACAGAUGUACUGGAUGCUGUCGGGAAUACGACAAAAGCUACCACUAAAGGCUUUGCGAUUGGAUCUGCCGCUCUCGCUUCUUUCCUUCUGUUUAGCGCAUAUAUGGAUGAAGUAGCUUCUUUUGCGCAUACACCUUUCAAACAGGUUGAUAUUGCAAUCCCAGAAGUCUUCGUUGGAGGCCUGUUGGGCUCCAUGCUUAUCUUUUUAUUCAGUGCAUGGGCUUGUUCAGCUGUUGGUCGAACUGCCCAAGAAGUAGUCAAUGAGGUUAGGAGGCAAUUUAUUGAGAGGCCGGGUAUAAUGGAUUAUCAAGAGAAACCUGACUAUGCCCGUUGUGUCGCCAUUGUAGCUUCUGCAUCUCUGAGGGAGAUGAUAAAACCUGGUGCUUUGGCCAUUAUAUCUCCCAUUGUAGUUGGUUUUCUGUUUCGAUUAUUGGGACAGUACACUGGGCAUCCUCUAUUGGGGGCCAAAGUUGUGGCUGCCAUGCUUAUGUUUGCCACAGUAUCUGGAAUUCUCAUGGCUCUUUUCCUUAACACUGCUGGUGGAGCUUGGGAUAAUGCAAAGAAGUUCAUUGAGACAGGUGCGCUAGGAGGCAAAGGAAGUGAUGCUCACAAAGCAGCUAUUACUGGAGACACAGUUGGAGAUCCAUUCAAGGAUACAGCAGGGCCCUCAAUUCAUGUGCUGAUCAAAAUGCUUGCAACCAUAACAUUAGUCAUGGCUCCAGUUUUUCUAUGAUUUUGUAGAAAUAGAUUCUGCUUUCUUUUUACUAUUAAAAUGAAGGCCUUAACCAUUGGGGCAGAUUUUUCUAUGAAGAUGUCCUGUCAUGUAGUUUAGCUGCUACCUAAUCCAUAUCUUGUGAGUGGUGCGGGAUUGAGGAGUCCAGUCCUCCUGCUGCUUAUUUUUCGAUUUGUGCUUUUUUUUUCUCCUAUUUCUCAUUAAAUACCCCGAGAGAAUAAUGUUAGAGAGCCCAUCUGGACCUUUGGUUUUGAAUCACAUGUACCUCACUUCAUAUAAUGGUUGAUUUUUCUUUUAUAGUUCAA
This is a messenger RNA of Amborella trichopoda, 3238 nucleotides long. Its product is annotated as pyrophosphate-energized membrane proton pump 2. The record is from RefSeq and is a predicted model, not a curated record. Gene Ontology annotation, molecular function: inorganic diphosphate phosphatase activity; diphosphate hydrolysis-driven proton transmembrane transporter activity. Gene Ontology annotation, cellular component: membrane. NCBI's taxonomy places the organism in Eukaryota, Viridiplantae, Streptophyta, Magnoliopsida, Amborellales, Amborellaceae. Gene Ontology annotation, biological process: proton transmembrane transport.